AGGUUAGGACCGUGAGUAAAGCUUUAAGUAACUCGCUGUGAACGACUUUACUCCAUAUAAAUAGGACGAGAUCCACCAGACGAGCACAUUCAAUCCCAUCCAUCCACACAGCUCAGACAUGAAGCUGAUUAUAGUCCUAUCCCUUAUAGCCUUCGGCUAUGCUGCGAAGUUGGAUAGGACGUAUUUACCACCACCUGGUGCUGCGACUGCCGGGGGGAGCCCAGGGUCCCUGAGCGCGCCUGGACAGAGCUUUGGACAGCAGGCUCCAGGAUUCCGAGGAUCUCAGGCGGGACCUGCUGGACCUAGCCAGGCCGGUCCUAGCUAUGGUGCAUCCGGAUUUGGACGUCCUGGAUCUAACCAGCCUUCUGGACCUGCUGGAUUUGGCAACACUGGAUCAUCAGGAUUCGGAAGUGGAUCCAAUCAGGCUGGAUCAUCAGGAUUCGGACCUGAAUCGAAUCAGCCUUCAGGAUCUUCCGGAUUUGGCAGCAACGCUGGUUCAUUCGGUCGUCCUUCUGGACAGUCUGGGCCUCAGGCCUUCCAGCCUGCCGGCACUGGUGUACAGCCUCCUUCUUCCCAGCUUGGUUUUGCGCAAAAUGGACCCCAGCAGCCUGAGCGUCCUCAAGCUGCCGCCGACAGAAACGCUGAAAUCCUCCGAUACGAUAACCAGAAUGACGGUGAAACCUUCUCUUACAACUUCGAGACUUCGAACGGCAUUUCUGCUGAGGAGUCAGGAGUAGCCACCAACGGUGUGCAGGCUCAAGGUGGUUUCUCUUACAUGGGUGACGACGGCCAGUUCUACAAGAUCUCGUACACCGCUGACGAGAACGGUUAUCUGCCCCAGGGUGACCAUCUGCCUACACCUCCCCCUAUUCCUGAUGAGAUCCUGAGGUCCAUUGAGGAGAACGCGAGGGCUGCUGCUGCUGGGACUCAAGAAGGUGCCUACAACCCCGAAGAAGACAACGCUCCGGUAUACAAUGCGCCCUCCUUCAAUCAAGCUCAGCAGUUUGGUGGUUCUACCGGCUUCGGACCUUCUGGCUCUGCCGGGCCAUCUGGGCCUCAGGGAUCCGGUUUCAACCAGGCCUCGACCCAAGGAAGUGCUGGACCAUCUAGACCUCAGGGAUCCGGUUUCAACCAGGGCUCGACCCAAGGCAGCCAAGGUUUUGGCCAAGGCCCUCAAACCCAAUCAGCCUUCAACGGAAAUGGCAACAAAGGAUUCUCUGGUCAGCGUGCUCAGGGCCAAACCGGCGGUCAGGCUGGCUAUGACUACUCGAGGCCCCAAAAUCAGGGUCGUCAGCCUAAUGGAAACGCUAACGCUAUACCUUCUGGACCCUUCAAGCCUUCUGGCGCUCAGAACCAGGCCAGGCCCUUCCCAGGCCAGAAUCAGCCGAGCCAGCCCUCAGGACAACCCAGACCCUUCCUAGGACAAAACCAGCCGUCUGGCCCAGCCUCCAACCAGAGACAAUACCUGGCUCCUGAAUCUCAGCAGCGUCAACCUGGAAACCAAGGGUCUGCUCCUCAGUCGUUCAACCAAGGUCCCCAAGGUCCCCGAAGCCAAGGCUCUGCCCAAUUUAACCAGAACCAAAUUGGAUCUGGAUCGCAACCUAGCCGCGGACCAUCUAACUUUGGCCAGAACCGCCCUUCCAACCAGCCAUCACAAGGUUCCCCAUCUCAGAGAGGCCCCCAGGGUCCUCAAGGCCCGAGAGGUCAGGGCAACACUCAACAAGACGGCUAUGAUUAUAACCGACCUCAAAGCUCUUUUAACGCUGGCAGCCAAUCCAGGCCUCAGGGUCCUAAUGGUUCAAGACCUCAAGCUGCUUUCCCUGGCUCAAGCUCUCAAGGUCAACCUGGAUUCCCUGGUGCUCCAAGCCAGACUGGUUUCCCUGGUGCCCAAGGGCAAGGUGCGUUCCCUGGAUCUAACCGCCCAGCGGCCCAAGGAACUCAAGGUUUCCCUGGUUCCCAGGCUCCCAGAGGUCAGGGUCUCGGACAGCAACCCCAAAGGCCUUCCAAUCAGGAAACUUUCGGAGGACCCCGGCAACCACCCAGCUUCAGCCCUGAAGAAGGAUACAAAUACUAAGUAAAUAGCCAAAGGACGAUAUUAUGAAUGAGGCAUUAGAAAAUAUACAAAAAAGUUACUCUGUACGUAGUUUUAUGUUGUACAUAGUAAGUUUAAUGUUUUGUCACUGUGUGAUAGAAGGGAAAUAAAUAAUGCAAUUUUUCGAAAGCGAAAA
Cydia amplana is the source of this 2228-nucleotide messenger RNA. RefSeq names its product pupal cuticle protein 36-like (gene CPR12). Gene Ontology annotation, cellular component: chitin-based extracellular matrix. Gene Ontology annotation, molecular function: structural constituent of chitin-based larval cuticle. Lineage: Eukaryota; Metazoa; Arthropoda; Insecta; Lepidoptera; Tortricidae. The transcript is spliced from 3 exons. The record is from RefSeq and is a predicted model, not a curated record. The coding region runs from base 119 to 2074 and encodes 651 amino acids.